Gadus macrocephalus (Pacific cod) is the source of this 2810-nucleotide messenger RNA. RefSeq names its product GTPase KRas. Gene Ontology annotation, molecular function: GDP binding; GTPase activity; GTP binding. The transcript has 5 exons. The record is from RefSeq and is a predicted model, not a curated record. Gene Ontology annotation, cellular component: plasma membrane. Gene Ontology annotation, biological process: Ras protein signal transduction. Bases 263 to 829 code for a protein of 188 amino acids. Lineage: Eukaryota; Metazoa; Chordata; Actinopteri; Gadiformes; Gadidae.
CAUUGUGGGUAGCAGAGCUCCACCCGUCUCCUCCGCCCGGACUCCACCUCGACGUCAGGCCGAUCGCCCGGCCCAAUGGAAAGUUACACCGAUUAAUAUCCAAACCUUCCUAUAUUCCUGUUUUCCUACCACCCGGCCGUGCGGAGGUGAAUGAGGGGAUCGGGGCGGACAGGACCCUCGGAGCGGGACUGAAGACGGAGGAUCAUCCGCCUGAUCGUCGGUCGACACUGCGGACGCGGAACUGCUCAGCUAAAGGUGAAUCAUGACCGAGUAUAAGCUGGUGGUGGUGGGGGCUGGAGGCGUAGGCAAGAGCGCAUUGACCAUCCAGCUCAUCCAGAACCAUUUUGUGGACGAGUAUGACCCAACCAUCGAGGACUCGUACAGAAAGCAGGUGGUGAUAGACGGGGAGACGUGUCUACUGGACAUCCUGGACACAGCGGGCCAGGAGGAGUACAGCGCCAUGCGGGACCAGUACAUGAGGACCGGCGAGGGCUUCCUCUGCGUCUUCGCUAUCAACAACACCAAGUCCUUUGAGGACAUCCACCACUAUAGAGAGCAGAUCAAGAGGGUGAAGGACUCCGAGGACGUGCCCAUGGUCUUGGUGGGCAACAAGUGUGACCUCCCAUCCCGGACGGUGGACACCAAGCAGGCCCAGGACCUGGCCCGCAGCUACGUCAUCCCCUUCAUCGAGACCUCUGCCAAGACCAGACAGGGCGUGGACGACGCCUUUUACACAUUAGUGCGAGAAAUCCGGAAACACAAGGAGAAGAUGAGUAAGGACGGCAAGAAGAAGAAAAAGAAGUCAAAGACAAAGUGUACUCUAAUGUAAAGGAACACGCCAACCUCCCCCGCACGCUUCAAGACAGACUGGAGAGAAAACAAGUUGAACAUUUUAAGUAAUACAUUUGUACAUUACACUAAAUUAUUACUCUAUUUCUUAGUGCCCACCGUACUGAAUUCUAAAAUGAGCUAGAUUCAGCUGCAGUUAUUUUAUUUUAUUUGUUUUGCUACUAGGUAACCAGUAAGCUUGAUCUGACCUUCCGUCUAGAACCAGGUGCCCCGUGCACUGGUCAGGAGGUCUUACCUGCUAGGAGGAAACUCUACUGAGGUGGGAGGAACUGAUCUGAGUUUAUGUCACUACUCCUUUUGGAUCAAUGUGUUAAGUAGCAACUUGUUUUACUCUUCAUCAGGCCAUGACCUACAGACGUUUGGUGAUUCCUUCAGAUCCUACGGGAUGCCAAAGAAUAAAUUAAAAUCCCAUUGAAUUAGAAAUAAAAGAACACAUGGAAAAUGGACCAGCACUUACCUGGAUAAAUCCAGAUGUACUAGCCACUGUGUAAUAUCCCAUUCCUCUUUGAACUUCGAGAUAUGACUUGAUAAUGUCAUUAAAGUUAUGUUGUGGAUCAAAGUAUGCAUGAGAACUCCUACUCUUCCCAGAAUGUUUUAACACCCUAAUUAUCUCCUAAUUACUUUGAAAUUCAUCUGCCUUUUGUAUUGUGUGGGUAGUGAUCUAUUGCCUACAGAAGAUGUUGUCCUUGCAUGCAUCGUGUCCUUAAUGCCCUUAGAAAUACUCGUUGCUAAUACUGUAUAGAGGCAACAGAGCCAGGAAUGUGGAACUGUGACCAUAGUGGAAAUCUGUCACUUUCAAGUGAUCAUUACUUUUGCAUUUCUGAGAACCAAAACCACCAGAAUAGUUGGGUUUUAAUAAAUGUAUGAUUUAAUGAAACCGCUGUAAGUAGACCUACCAGACCCAUGCUUUUAUAUUCUCUUGCUUCUUAGCUCAUUUCUGUGAGAUUUGUUAAAUUUCCACAUUAGCCUUUUAAAAUACUUCCUUCCACUAAUUUCCCCCCAAAUUCUUGUAGAUAAUUAGCUUAGUCUGGUGUCAUGGAGGACGUUCAAUAUGUUGGUGAAAUUGAGCUUCCUCCUGUUGUUUGGCCUUUUCAGGUUUUUGAUUUACUUGCUCAUCUUCUCAAAUUGUUUGCUGGGCUGCCUUUCAAACAAGUUAUUGUCCAGUGAAAUAAUUAACCAUAAUCACUCGCGUAACAUGUGAAAUGAAGUGAUGUAACUGAAGCUAUUUUUGGUAAAUGGGCACAAAUUGCCAAUCAUUUAGUUUUGAGACAUUCAAAUUUGGAGGGGAAAAAAUUAACGUUCUCCUUGGAAUCUUCUCUUUUCUCUGCAAAUCGUAAACCUUCUGCUGGGAAUUCUACAUCUUUCAAAACUUUAGCAUUAGUUGAUGUGGGCGUUGGAAAAUCAGAGGAACAUUCACUGUCAGGCUUAAUACGGUUUGUGUGGAGGAGAGACAUGGAAUAUGAUUAAUGGAUUUUAACCCACUGUAUUACAUAUUGCUCAUGAAGUAGAUAACUGUUAAUGCGAUUGAAUUCUAGAAUCCACUUGUUCACAAUACUGUUUCCUGAAAAAUAGUUUUACUGAAAAUGUUAAUGUCCCUCUUAUUGCGUGCCAACCGCUGAUUUUUUGGAAAUGUAUCAUUUAUACCUUGAUCGUAUUUUAACAACCUUUGUAUAGUUGUGAUACUGAAAGGUGCAUAUUUUGUAAAUUGUGCUUAAUUUCUUUGGUGUGUCUAAAUGAAUGUUGCUUUAACGGAGCCCGGCUCCUGUCGGUGUAUGUGAUUAGGGAGUGCGACUGGGUCCUCUGGGAGUGGGUGAAUGGAUCACGACUCCACGCCCGUUGUGGGUGAUGUCGUGCUGAUCGAUCUCAAAUGAGUCUAUUUUUUUGCCAUGAAUCUCACCACUCCUAUUUAAUGUGUAAUAAAGAACACAAAUAAAGAGGAGCUUAUGUUGGUUGUUCUUGUU